AUGCUGGACGAACAAGAUUAUCCAAGCCGAAGAGAGAUAAAAGAAAUGUGUCACCAACUCAGCGAUGCUCAGGAACGUGCUAUGGAAACUAUGCAUCGUCUUUCAAUGGAAUACGCGCUCCUUAAGGACAGAGAAAAAAGGAAAAAAGUCGUCGAAGAGAUGGACAAAUUGGAACUAGAAUUUUCGGAGGCGAACGAGAAAGCACAAGAGUAUUUAGAUGCCCGUAAAGAUGGGUUAUCGAGUCUGGCAACCGAAGCGUCAGAAAACACCCGUCGCUGUCGAAUUACAGAAAGCGUGGCAAAGAAUAGCGUGGAACAAAUUCGAAGGGACGAAACUAAGUAUAAAGAGAAGUUUGAUGAUUACAAAGAGUCAUUACGGGAAUUAAAUCGUCAUUACAAAGAGACAUUCGACUCCGGAGGUCGAAAAUUUACGAAAGAACCGUACGAAGAUCCAACGCUUGGUCGGGAUAUGUGGAAUCAACUAAAGAGAGUUUCCAUUCCCGUAUUUAACGGCGAUAGAAGAGCUUAUGAAGGAUGGAAAGCAGCGUUUAUGGCGUGCGUUCAUCAAGCACCGGCCACACCCGAAAACAAAUUACUUUAA
Molecule: messenger RNA, 600 nt
Organism: Porites evermanni
Lineage: Eukaryota; Metazoa; Cnidaria; Anthozoa; Scleractinia; Poritidae
Source: the annotation of a GenBank genome assembly